This is a messenger RNA of Dovyalis caffra, 3039 nucleotides long. Lineage: Eukaryota; Viridiplantae; Streptophyta; Magnoliopsida; Malpighiales; Salicaceae. The record is from the annotation of a GenBank genome assembly.
AUGGGUUCCCUUUCAGCUCUUGACAAACCCUUACAGUAUCCAAUCGCUCGCCGAGACGACACUGUAAUUGAUGAUUACCACGGUAUAAAAAUCGCAGAUCCUUAUCGAUGGCUUGAAGAUCCUGAUGCGGAGGAGGUGAAAGAGUUCGUGCAGGAGCAAGUAAAGUUGACAGAAUCAGUGUUAAGAGAAUGCGAUACAAGAGAAAAGCUUCGUGAGAAAAUCACAAAGUUAUUUGAUCACCCAAGAUAUGAUGCGCCGUUUAGGCGAGGGAAUAAGUAUUUUUACUUUCAUAAUACUGGACUUCAAGCACAAAACGUCCUCUAUGUGCAGGAUAGUUUAGAGGGAAAGCCAGAAGUUUUGCUUGAUCCAAAUGGGCUAAGUGAGGAUGGGACGGUGUCGUUGAAUUCUAGUACGUUUUCGGUUAGUGAGGAUGCCAAGCACUUGGCUUAUGGACUGAGUUCGAGCGGGAGUGACUGGGUUACAAUUAAAGUUAUGCGUGUUGAGGAUAAGAUAGUUGAGGCUGAUACUUUAAUUUGGGCUAAGUUUACCGUUAUUAGUUGGACGCAUGACGGCAAAGGGUUUUUCUAUUGCCGUUAUCCAACUCCUGAAGAGGGAGAAAACUUGGAUGCUGGGACAGAGACUAAUUCUAAUCUUUAUCAUGAGCUAUACUACCAUUUCUUGGGCACGGAUCAAUCUGAAGAUAUAUUAUGCUGGAGAGAUCCUGAAAACCCCAAAUACCUGUUUGGAGCUGGUGUGACAGAUGAUGGAAAGUAUCUUCUCUUAUAUAUCAAUGAGAGCUGCGAUCCUGUCAACAAAGUAUACUACUGUGAUAUGUCUGCAUUUUCUGACGGUCUUGAAGGUUUUAAAGUAGGAAAUAGCCUGCUCCCAUUUGUUAAGCUUAUUGAUAACUUUGAUGCACAGUAUCAUGCGAUUGCAAAUGAUGGCACAUUGUUUACUUUUUUGACUAAUAAAGAUGCCCCUAAAUAUAAAAUAGUCAGGGUAGAUUUGAAGGAGCCAAAUAGUUGGAUAGAUGUGGUUCCAGAAUCUGAAAGAGAUGUCCUCGAAUCAGCAUCUGCUGUUCAUGGUGAUAAAAUGAUUCUGAGUUACUUGAGUGAUGUGAAGCAUGUUCUACAAAUAAGGGAUUUGAAAACAGGAUCUCUGCUGCAUCAGUUACCAAUUGACAUUGGCUCAGUUACUGGGAUAUCUGCUCGGCGACAGGAUCAUACAGUAUUUAUUGAGUUUACUAGCUUUCUCACCCCUCGUAUAAUAUAUCAAUGCAAUUUAGACACCGAAGUUCCGGAUAUGAAGAUAUUUCGUGAAAUUAUUGUCCCAGGAUUUGAUCGUACAGAGUUCCAUGUGGAUCAGGUUUUUGUGACUAGCAAGGAUGAUACCAAGGUACCGAUGUUUAUUGUAGCGAGGAAGAAUAUAAAGUUGGAUGGGUCACACCCCUGUUUGUUAUAUGGGUAUGGGGGAUUUAAUGUUAAUAUUACACCGUCAUUUAGUGUCAGUCGUAUGGUACUGCCAAGGCAUUUAGGUGCUGUUUUCUGCAUUGCAAACAUUCGUGGUGGUGGAGAAUAUGGUGAGGAAUGGCAUAAAGCAGGCUCACUUGCCAGAAAGCAGAAUUGCUUUGAUGACUUCAUUUCUGCUUCUGAAUACCUUGUAUCUAAUGGUUAUACCCAACCCAAGAAGUUGUGCAUUGAAGGUGGAAGCAACGGUGGGCUACUUGUUGGGGCUUGCAUAAAUCAGCGACCUGAUCUCUUUGGUUGUGCGUUGGCUCAUGUUGGUGUUAUGGACAUGCUGCGAUUUCACAAGUUCACUAUAGGUCAUGCAUGGACUUCUGACUAUGGCUGUUCAGACAAGAAGGAAGAGUUUGAUUGGCUAAUCAAGUACUCGCCACUGCAUAAUGUCCACAGACCAUGGGAGCUACACUCUGAAGAACCUUCUCAAUACCCUCCAACUAUGCUUUUGACUGCUGAUCAUGAUGAUCGAGUCGUGCCAUUACACUCUCUGAAGCUGUUGGCUACCAUGCAGUAUACUUUGUGCACGAGUUUGGAGAAUAGUCCUCAGACAAAUCCAAUAAUAGGUCGCAUUGAGUGUAAGGCUGGACAUGGAGCUGGACGCCCAACUCAGAAAAUGAUCGAUGAAGCAGCUGAUAGGUAUAGCUUCAUGGCAAAGAUGUUGGGUGCUUCUUGGAAUGAACAGCUCCACCUCUUUUAUGAUGAGCCGGUGCUCCUGCGGAAAUUGGAAAAAGAAGGAAUCCCUAACCGUGUUGUGAAAUAUAGAAGGGAUAGUUUAAAGGGAAAGCCAGAGGUUUUGAUUGAUCCAAAUGGGCUAAGUGAGGAUGGGACGGUGUCGUUGGAUUCUACUACGUUUUCUGUUAGCGAGGAUGCCAAGCACUUGGCUUAUGGACUGAGUUCGAGCGGGAGUGAUGGAGAGGGAGAAAACUUGGAUGCUGGGACAGAGACUAAUUCUAAUCUUUAUCAUGAGCUAUACUACCAUUUCUUGGGUACCGAUCAAUCUGAAGAUAUAUUAUGCUGGAGAGAUCCUGAAAACCCCAAAUAUAUGUUUGGAGCUGGUGUGACAGAUGAUGGAAAGUAUCUUCUCUUAUAUAUCAGCGAGAGCUGCGAUCCUGUCAACAAAGUAUACUACUGUGAUAUGUCUGCAUUUUCUGACAGUCUUGAAGGUUUUAAAGGAGGAAAUAGCCUGCUUCCAUUUACUAAGCUUAUUGAUAACUUUGAUGCACGGUAUCGUGCAAUUGCAAAUGACGGCACAUUGUUUACUUUUUUGACUAAUAAAGAUGCCUCUAAAUAUAAAAUAGUCAGGGUAGAUUUGAAGGAGCCAAAUAGUUGGAUAGAUGUGGUUCCAGAAUCUGAAAAAGAUGUCCUUGAAUCAGCAUCUGCUGUUCAUGGUGAUAAAAUGAUUCUGCGUUACUUGAGUGAUGUGAAGCAUGUUCUACAAAUAAGGGAUUUGAAAACAGGAUCUCUGCUGCAUCAGUUACCAAUUGACAUUGGCUCAGUUACUGGGAUAUCUGCUCGGUGA